ACGUGUCUUUUAAUUGGUUUUUCGAUUUCAUCACUGAAUAAUCUGAAUACUCAGGUAACGAUGUUUUAGAUAGAUUAUCUGCACAAUGUUGACUGCGAUUACUGGCAACCCAGCUUUGUAUUCGUUUCUCACAUCAUCCGAGUCGCGCUGCCGAGCGCACGCGUUCCGCGUUCACCGCGCAGCCGCCCCGCACCCCGCGCUCUCUUUUUAUUUACAUCCCAGUCAGUGCAAAACAUUGUAACAAAUAAAUGAAAAUAACACUACAAACAACAAAUAAUAAUAGUGAAGUGUAAUAUAAGUGCAUAGUGUAAAGAAAUCCCGCCCAAUCAUCUCGCAUUGUGCAUGUACUGUUUUAAUAACAUUCGACGUUCAAACCAUUGAUUUUACAAAUAUACGUGGAGUGUUUAAAAGAAAUUGUUUAGCAAUUCGGUGUUAAGAAACUAAACGUACAAUGAUAAUGCCUUAAAGUAUAUAUAAGAAUUGAUUUCUCUCAAUAUUCUAUGGAGCGUGUUAAAUUUAGUUGCUGCGUGGGUUUCCGUAUGCCCGUGUUCUAUAAUCGGACCAUUAGAAAAGUACACUGUGAUGCAAAGAAUCGUAUACGUGUGGCAUGGACUUAAGACGCAGAAGCCGUAUACAUUUAUUUAUACACUAACAACACGUGUCGUCCUUCACCUACAGUAGCAGCAUCAUUGGAUUAUAGUACAUCAACAGACUCGGUCAAAAUGAUGUGGCCGUCGUCGCAAGCGAGUAAAAUACUUACAUUUCUACUCUUUUCCAUAAUCGUCUACUGCAUCUACAUGGACACAUUCUUGUUCCUUCGAAUAAGGAACUACAAAAUAGAUAUGUUUGAGGCCAGUGUAGAAAAUUCGACGCAGACAGACUAUUCGACGCAUUCCGCAGUGAGAAUACUGCCAAAUUACGAAGACGUUACAUGGAUACCGUGCAGCAUCAAUCCUUUGUGCCAUCCCACCGUGAAAGGGUUAAUGGUAGACCACAUAAACCAUUAUAUCUAUGGCCCUUUCUGUGCAAUAGUGGAUAUUGGAUUGGGGAUCUCGGAAAACAUGUUGUUUUUGACACCGAAUAUGAUAUCCUUCUCUCAUGUGCUCAUUGCUUUUGUCGGGGCAAAACUUUUGACCUGCCAGAAUUUAGCGUUACGCAGAGUAGCAGUAGUGAUGUUCCAGAUUCGAAUGUUUUUGGAUGAUUUAGACGGACAUGUAGCGAGAGAGAGGAAACAUAUAAAAGGAGAGAGAUCUGAAGUUGGAACUCUGGGCUAUUGGGUUGACGGAUUUUGUGACCUUAUCGGAGUUAUAGCUAUGAUGAUCGGUGUUACUUUGUAUUUGAAAAAUAACCCUCCAAGAAGAGGUUACAAAGGCACGCCAGUGAGUACUUUACCUUACCACCAGUUAAAAGAAAUCAAUUCUACGGAAGACAUUGAAAAAGAAAGUACAGUCGAGGUCGGGAUUUCUUACAAGACUAAAGUGUCGUUCCAGAAAAUAAUACAAGUGAUAGGACUUUUCUCUGGUCAAAUGGUGCUAUCUUCUUUAGCGUGGAAUAGGUACAUAGAUGUUUAUCAGGAGUUGCUAGAAAACUGUACAGAAUACGAUGUUGUUCGGCGUGAGACUACUUUUAAGUCUGGAGUGUUUUUCUUUGCGACCGGUUUGUGGAGAGUGGUAAACCCACACUCGUACCUGCAUGUGUUGUCGCUAGCUGUGUUCUGCGAUAAGACUUGGAGUUUCUUAAAAGCAGUACAUUACAGUGGUUAUAUUUCUUUAGUUAUAGCUGUUGGUAUGUCUGAAUAUUUAGUAGAAAACAUCAGGUCGUAUGUGUUGACUGAAGGUCGAUGAUUGCGAAUGUAUGUUCAAAUAUUAUGGUUUCCAUAUUUUAUCGUUAUAGAGAGAAGCCAUGAUUUUUUAAGUUUAUUGCUAAUGCCAAAGAUCAAGUCAACAAAAACGAACGUUCAGGUCGUUUGGCUAGCAAAAUGCAAAAAAAAUAUCACGAAUUUGAAAAUUCAAUAAAAAACAUGUAAUUA
This is a messenger RNA of Hyposmocoma kahamanoa, 2029 nucleotides long. It is a transcript of the gene Cpes, whose product is annotated as ceramide phosphoethanolamine synthase. The coding region runs from base 723 to 1844 and encodes 373 amino acids. Gene Ontology annotation, molecular function: phosphotransferase activity, for other substituted phosphate groups. Gene Ontology annotation, cellular component: membrane. The transcript has a single exon. Gene Ontology annotation, biological process: phospholipid biosynthetic process. Lineage: Eukaryota; Metazoa; Arthropoda; Insecta; Lepidoptera; Cosmopterigidae. The record is from RefSeq and is a predicted model, not a curated record.